Fomitiporia mediterranea MF3/22 is the source of this 495-nucleotide messenger RNA. RefSeq lists its product as uncharacterized. The record is from RefSeq and is a predicted model, not a curated record. NCBI's taxonomy places the organism in Eukaryota, Fungi, Basidiomycota, Agaricomycetes, Hymenochaetales, Hymenochaetaceae. The transcript is spliced from 2 exons. The coding region runs from base 1 to 495 and encodes 164 amino acids.
AUGGAUAUCGUUUCCCACAAUCAGGUUAAGUCUCUCUCAACGCUCGGCAUAUACGAGUACAACAACUUCGACGACGGGCACAACAGACACCAGCAACAAUGGGUCAGCCACGGACAGCAAUGCUUGCUUGCCAUGCAGCCUGCCUUCGCCAGCUCUCUGCCUGUCCAGAUCCUUCUUAAUGGCAUCGUCCUUGCCCUCACCUGUGUUCUGCUUUUCCACCUGCUCUUUACAGCACAAUAUCACUGGCCACUCGCCCCACUCAACUAUGCUCUCCAACUUUCUGGAGUGCUUUCACUCUUGAUUUCGUUGAUUGCGACACUGUUUGUAGUGCUAAGUAGUGCAUUUAUGGAUACACAGGAAUGGCCAUACAUGAUCAACUAUUUGGCAAAGGACAUUCCACCGAUUGCAAGCUUGAGUGGAAAUAGCACAGAUCUGAGUGUGACGGAUUCGCUGACGUGGACGACGGCUGAGUUGGCAGGGUGGUGUAACCUCUGA